Messenger RNA from Dalotia coriaria, 1395 nucleotides. RefSeq names its product ATP-binding cassette subfamily G member 4-like. The record is from RefSeq and is a predicted model, not a curated record. The transcript is spliced from 7 exons. Bases 1 to 1395 code for a protein of 464 amino acids. Gene Ontology annotation, molecular function: ABC-type transporter activity; ATP binding; ATP hydrolysis activity. Lineage: Eukaryota; Metazoa; Arthropoda; Insecta; Coleoptera; Staphylinidae. Gene Ontology annotation, cellular component: membrane. Gene Ontology annotation, biological process: transmembrane transport.
AUGGCAGCAUUAGUGCAACAAGAAAAUACUUGCGAGUUGCAUUUUAGCAAUUUGCAUUUUAAAAUUAAAAAAAAAGAAAUUUUAAAAGAUAUAAGUGGGCAAUUUCCACCUGCGUCUUUGAUAGCUGUGAUUGGUCCUUCCGGUGGAGGAAAAACAACUCUUUUGAAUAUUCUCAGCGCUUAUAGUCCACAAAAUGCCUCAUGUGAUUACCUACAAGUUAAUGGAGUUAACACAAACUUUGAACAUUUACGUAACAUCUCUUGCUACAUCACGCAAGAUAUCCAUCUUAAUGAUUUACUUACUGUCGAGGAGAAUAUGUGUUUUGCUGCGGACUUUAAACUUGGUGUUACGCAUUCGCAAAUUGAAAAAAACGCAAUUAUUACAGAAUUAUUAGAUUCUUUUGGUUUAUCAACAAUGCGUACCACAAGAGCUGGAAAAUUAUCCAGUGGAGAGCGAAAACGACUCGCACUUGCACAAGAAAUGAUCAGUGAUCCAAAAAUAAUUUAUCUAGAUGAACCUACCACUGGUUUGGAUAUUUCAUCAACAUAUCAAACGUUGGCGUUUUUAAAGAAAAUCGCUGCGCGUGGAAAAACUGUGAUAUGUACAAUUCAUCAAGUGUGUGCAAGUCAUUUCAACAUGUUUGACUUUGCGUACGUCAUUGCUGAUGGACAAUGUGCGUAUCAAGGACGGCCACAAGAUUUAGUUAUGUUUUUACACAACCAAGGCAUGCCAUGUAACAUUCAUCAUAAUCCAGCUGAUUAUUUUCCUAUGGAAAUGGAACUUGUUAAACGUGAAGUACACAAUAGAUACUAUACCGUAGGGCAAUAUUACAUGUCGGUUUUCAUUUUGGAUUUACCAAUAUCUACGCUGACUGUGAUUACAUCUAAUAUGUUAAUCUAUUAUUUAACUGGUCAACCACUCGAACAGGAACGUGUGAUACUAUUUAUUAUUGUUAGUGUAGUAAUGGGUGCAACUACGAAUGCAAUCGGAUUUUGUUUUGGGACUUUACUGAAUUUUAAUAACGCAAUAUUCCUUGCUUCUUGUACUCAAGUGCCUCUAUUAGCGAUUAGUGGAUUCGCCAUUAUGCCACAGGAUAUUCCGUACUUGGUGGAUAAAUUCUCGCAAUUAAUGUACGUUCGAACUGGCGCCAAUGGCUUUCUGGUUGCCGUUUUUGGUUUGCAGCCUCGAAAACUUAAUUGUCCCGCAGAAGCGGAGUAUUGCUUUUAUAGUAACACGCAUCGUUUCAUGAAAGAACUACAGAUUGAUCCUAAUGAUUAUACUUCAGCGUUGUAUGUUCUUGCUGUUUGGUGUAUAUCGGUCAGGGUGAUAACGUACUACACAAUGAGAUACAGGCUAUCAUUACCAAUUUAUAUACCCUGUAUAUCUACGAAAUAG